Molecule: messenger RNA, 1110 nt
Organism: Nematocida ausubeli
Lineage: Eukaryota; Fungi; Microsporidia
Exons: 1
Coding region: 1-1110 (369 amino acids)
Biological process (GO): oxidative RNA demethylation
Cellular component (GO): nucleus; cytoplasm
Molecular function (GO): ferrous iron binding; broad specificity oxidative DNA demethylase activity; oxidative RNA demethylase activity
Source: RefSeq, a predicted model, not a curated record
AUGAAGGAUGCCUUGCUAUUUCAUAAAACAAAGAAAACAAUAGAUGCAGUAUGUGCAUGCACAGGAAUUCUAGCUUGGGGCAGGGCAUUAGUGUGCAACUUAUAUAGAUUAGUAAAAAUAAUGGCACGCCAAAUUACGGAUGUUUUUUUUCUUCCAUUAAACAUGAAAAAAACCAAGUUAAGAGAAGUAGAGAAAUAUCACAUGCACUCAGAGGCCAUGCCAACAAUAAACAGCGAAAACGCGCACAUUUACUGCACGCGCCAGGAGAAUAUUGCAACAGAAAGCAAGCUUCUUAAAGAAACAGUUGUUGCAUACUACUUCAAAGGCGGAUUUAUCUUUAUUCCAAACCCACUAAGACAGGAGGUAAAGGGCAGAAUAGCAAAAGAGGUUCUUACUAAGCUUCUAUACCCACCGUACAGAAACAGCAUUGACAGAGCUCUUGAUCUGAGUGAUUUAGAUCUUUACAGUGCGUACUUGCAGAAGAGUGAAGUGUCUGUCAAAAUGUAUGAUAACCCUAUUGCUAAAAUUAAAAUAAAGCAGGACCCGUAUGCAACUCCAAGCGAAAAAGAGAGUUUUAUAAGCACGGGAAUAGUGAAGAUGAAUCCAGAAGAGUUAAUAAAAAAAAUAAGAUGGAGUAGCAUAGGGAUAUACUAUGACUGGGAAAUAAAGGCAUAUAACAGGGAAAUAGUGGCACAGAUUCCAGAGGUGAUAGAUCAGGCCUGCAAGGACAUAUCCAGGGAUAUCUGCAAAGUGAAUUUUAUACCAGAGACUGCGGUUAUAAACUACUACCAGAAAAAAGAUAGAAUCAUGAGCCACGUUGAUAGAUACGAGGAAGACAUGAGUAAGCCUCUGAUAUCAUUCAGCUUUGGCGCUUCGUGCGUGUUUGUGCUAGGGAAAAAAGAAAGAGAGGACUCGUCCGUAGACACUUUUCUCUUAGAGGAUGGAGACAUUGCGAUUCUGAUAGGUGAGUCAAGAGAGUACUUCCAUGGCGUGCCAAAAAUUCUAAACAGCAACAAAGGCCUGGAGGACUACAAGAAAGAGGAAUUUUUCAGCCUAAUUUCAGAAUCACGCAUUAACAUAAGUGUGCGGCAGGCAUAUAAAUACGAUUAA